Naumovozyma castellii is the source of this 309-nucleotide messenger RNA. It is a transcript of the gene SMD3, whose product is annotated as mRNA splicing protein SMD3. The transcript has a single exon. Bases 1 to 309 code for a protein of 102 amino acids. The record is from RefSeq and is a predicted model, not a curated record. Lineage: Eukaryota; Fungi; Ascomycota; Saccharomycetes; Saccharomycetales; Saccharomycetaceae.
AUGAGUAGUAACAGUAUACCGGUGAAGCUACUAAAUGAGGCACAGGGCCAUAUAGUUUCGAUAGAGUUAACGACGGGGGAGACGUAUCGUGGCAAGUUGAUAGAGAGCGAAGAUAAUAUGAAUGUACAAUUACGAGACGUGGUUGUGACGCAGACGGAUAGUAAGAUUACACGUAUGGACCAUGUAUUUGUCAGGGGGUCACACAUCAAGUUCUUUGUUGUUCCAGAUAUGUUAAAGAAUGCACCAUUGUUCAAAACUGGGCCUCAAUCGAGACCUACACCACCUAUCCGUGGACCUAAGAGGAGAUGA